Molecule: messenger RNA, 1623 nt
Organism: Magnusiomyces paraingens
Lineage: Eukaryota; Fungi; Ascomycota; Dipodascomycetes; Dipodascales; Dipodascaceae
Exons: 2
Coding region: 1-1623 (540 amino acids)
Cellular component (GO): endoplasmic reticulum; membrane
Molecular function (GO): long-chain fatty acid-CoA ligase activity
Source: RefSeq, a predicted model, not a curated record
AUGUCUUUUGACCCUCUUUUGAUUAUUCUUAUUACCGUGGCUGCGGUUGUCAUUUAUGUCAAGUUUGCUGUCUACCCUGACGUUGAUCCCUAUGCUCUUGAGCACCAGAGCAGUGUCAGUGUAGUCCGUAACGAGGGCGAAUCCGCCAUUUACCGUUCUUCUGCUGCUCCAAUAGGUCGUCCAUUGAUUGAAGGACUGGCAAUUUCCAGUGGACGGUCAAUGCAAACACGUCCGGGAACGUUUUUCGAUAUUUGGACCCUCGCCAUCAAGAAGCUGUUACUACGAACAGCAAGAACCACAUAUGGCGUGGAACAAGUCAAUCAUAACGAUGCCGAAAAGAUUGUUUCAAAGCUUGGCCCUGUACUUAAAAAGGCCCAAUCAGGGGCUAGCACCAUGUGUAUUUUGUCAUCUAAUUCUGUAGAGACUUUGCUGACAGUCUUUGCUUCUGUUCUCUACGGUGUUCCUAUCUCAAUCAUUCACACUGACAAAGAAAGUCUUUCAAAUAUUGAAAUCCUUUUGGAAGCAGCGGAUCCCUUUAGUAUUAUUGUUUCUGAUGAGAGAUUGCUUAAAGAUAUUCCUUUGGAAAAGUAUACCCCGCACUUGCGCUACAUUUUAUAUACUGGCCUAGAGCCUGUUGGUGUGUCCACUGAAGCUGAGAUAUACCAAUGGAAAAAAUUUGUUGAGAAUCUUCAUGUUGAAGAAAACUCAAUACCCAUGCAAGAUACCGAAUUUCCAAUCCGCGUGAUUUACCCAUCAAUUGCUUUGCCUACCUCUACCAAGGAUAAUAAAGCACUCAUUACUAAGUUCACUCACCAGAAUAUUGCUGCUGCAGUUGCAACCAACAUUAAGAUUCUUCCAAAGUCUCAGCAAUGGACUGAUAAAGAUACUAUUCUUCUUUUUACCUCACAGUUUACCGUCUUUUCAUUAGUUGCACAGCUGAGCGCACUUAUUAGCCAAUCUACUGUGGCAUAUAUUGAAGUCGAGUUGGCUCUUCCAUCUGCAGUAUUGGAACAAAUUCAGCCAACUGUUCUCAUUAAUGAUAAUUACUCAACUUUGUCGCUGCUCAACCUUAGACAAGACUUGACUUUGACACAAGAGAUACACUAUGCUUUCAACCGUGCCGCGUUAUCUCGUGGCACUUUGCACAAGACCCCUGUUAUUAAGUACUUUAAGUCCGUAAACCAAAUCUUUUCAUCCACAAUGGUGUACCCCGACCAACAAGAAAUGAUUAAGGGUUCUCCUGAUGUUAAAGCAACAGACGACCAACUAACCAAUGGACAAGCAAAUGCGAUUCGUGCACUGACGGGAGCCCACUUUGUGCACGCCCUGACGACCCCCACCGUAGCAAGUUCGGUUUCGCAAACCAAUAUUUGGGACUAUCGAGAAGAUUCAUUUGAUCAAUUCAAAAAUAAUAAUGUCACUUGUAUCAACUUUGGUUCUGUUAUGAGUUGUAUCGAGGCACGGCUCGUUGAUUCUGAGCCUGACUCGGUGGAUACAUACAAUUAUGGACAAUUGCAAGUCCGUGGGUUUUCCUGCGGAGCUGACUUGUUGACAUGGCAUGAUACCGGAAUCUCCGGUUUGUUUACGCAUGAUGGAUGUUUCAGACUGGUUUAUGAAAAUUAA